Messenger RNA from Linepithema humile (Argentine ant), 1754 nucleotides. RefSeq names its product E3 ubiquitin-protein ligase TM129. Gene Ontology annotation, molecular function: ubiquitin protein ligase activity. Gene Ontology annotation, biological process: protein ubiquitination. Gene Ontology annotation, cellular component: membrane; endoplasmic reticulum. The record is from RefSeq and is a predicted model, not a curated record. Lineage: Eukaryota; Metazoa; Arthropoda; Insecta; Hymenoptera; Formicidae.
CUAUUUUGUCCAAACUGCGUUAUCAGUACACGAUGCGUAUUAAAAAAAGUAUCUUUUACUAUCAGUCGAAAAAUUGACGCAACCAUGUAAUUGCAAUUAUGAGACGAGCGUAGAUGAUGCUGUUGAAUAGAGAUCACUGAGCAUUCUGCUGAAAAUGCCACAGUGGCCGCUUUUAGGGUAUCUCUGUUUUUUAUGUCAUGUGUGAUAAAAGAUAUAUAUACAAUAUACAUAUAUAUUGAUAAUAAACAGACAAAUACAUAUAUUGAGUGAAAAAAAUCGAAAUUUUGUCCGAGACCGCGGCUGUCAUCGGUUCUCGGUAACCGGGUUUUGCCGGAGUUUUUUGCGGUACCCAGUUGUCAUCGGUUGUCCCGCAACAUGUUGUAGAAGAGUACUUUGAACCGAACGUAACCUAUCGUCAUGUUAUUGCGUUCUGACGAGGCGAGGUGGAAGAGAUAGUGCUAAAGGAGAAUUUUGCGAAAUAUCGCAGUGCAUCUAAAUAAAUCCGGCGUUGCUGUCACAACAAACGGAAGCCUUUCUCCAUGAAAAAUGUCCGCUUUAAUUUUCUACACUUUAUUUUAUUUUUUGAUGUCCGGAUGCAUCGUCUAUCCGCCGACAGAAUUCGUCUCGGCGGGGCUCACCGUGAAAGAUAUCUUCGCAAAUUGGCUUGGUAGCGAAAAUGAGUUUUUUAUACAGUAUCAUAUCAAAAGAAGCAUAGUUACGUUAAUCGUACACUCUAUGCUGCCUUUGGGCUACAUUUUAGGAUUAAUUUUCUUUGGUCACGUGAACGUCACAAAACUGUUUCUCACUGAUGGAAUUUCCUUUGGGCUAUUGAUCACUGCUUGUGCCACAAUUGGUCCGCUUUAUGCAUUGAAUAAAAUCUUUGAAUGGUCUAUACAUAAUUGGACUACACAUCCGAUAGCGCAAAAUCUUGCUGUGUACAGUAACAAUAAUACAUCAUGGAUAAGUGUCGCCUCUGACAUUAAUAUAGAAUAUCGAAGAGUAGAUAAAAUUGUUAUUGUCACAAAUAGUAUAACUCGUGUCGUAGCAACCGACAAUUGGAUUAUUAAGAUUACUCCUUAUAAGUUGCAAGUGGCGCAUCAAAGUGAUGCAACUUUGGUUGUAAAUAAGAGCGAUACUCAUUUAAUGUCGCCCACGACGAGAGAUCAAGUUCAGUUUAUCAAUAUACAGGUGAAGCCUACGCGGGCGAUGGCACGUGCAUUCGAUAUAAGAUUAAACGCAUUGGAUUUUAAGGACUUGCAAGAUAAAGUUUCACGGCCAAUUAUUGUACUGCAGAAUAUAACUUUUCAUAGGACCUUGUUGGAUAGAUUCAUCGAUACUUUCAAAGACGAAGUUAAUAGAAAUCCAUUCUAUGACACUGCCCAGGAAUUGGAUCAGUGCAUUGGAUGCAUGCAAGCAUCCUCAAACAUAAAAUUAAACAAAUUGUGCAGCAACACUGAAAAUAGAGAUUCCGACAACUGUAUGACGUGUUACUGCCGUCCAAUGUGGUGUAUAGAAUGUAUGGCAAAAUGGUUUGCUUCGAGACAAGAUGAGAAUGCGCCGGAAACGUGGUUGUCCUCCAAGUGUACUUGCCCUGUCUGCAGAGCAAAAUUCUGUAUUUUAGAUGUGUGUCACGUCAGGAUUUUGGAUCAUUAAUAUCAUAAAUUAUUUUUGAUUGUUUUUGCAGAAUACUCGCAUCAUAAAUGUUUUUUUAAAUAUUUAUAAUGUUCAGUCAAACAAUAUAAAUUUGAAGCUUA